This is a messenger RNA of Staurois parvus, 1050 nucleotides long. NCBI's taxonomy places the organism in Eukaryota, Metazoa, Chordata, Amphibia, Anura, Ranidae. The record is from the annotation of a GenBank genome assembly.
AUGAAAGUACUGAUAACAAUAUUGGCUAGCCCAGCCUCUGAAAACCUCUAUGAUAAGGUUCAAGGUAUGAUGUUGUCACUGGCUCAAAUACAAGGAUUGAAUGGUCACCUAGAUCUGUACAGACACCACAUGCAGCAGCUCAUGAAGUGGGCAUCACAAAGUCAUGACCAGUGGACCAAUUUUUCCAUCGAGAGGGCCCAGUAUGAAGUUCUUGUAUCGGAGUCUGGCCCUGUCAUUGGAGAGCAUCUAGAUCAGUUAAUGCCAGUUCUGAAGACCUGCCUUCAAACAAGCAAAGAUCCUCAAAUGCGCCUGAAAGUGUUCACCAUGUUGUCAAAACGUCUUCUAAAACCCAGUGAAACUGUCAACUCAAAAGGGCAGUUCCAUGUGCACUCGGAAACCCUCAUAAAGGACGUUUUAGUACCCAACUUGAAAUGGCAAGCUGGGAGGACAGCAGCAGCCAUCCGAACCAUAGCAGUGUCCUGCCUCUGGGUCCUCUUUCAGAGUGAAGUUCUCUCCCCACAAGAGAUUCUCCAGAUACAGGACAUUCUGAUGCCCACGGUGCUUACAACUUUAGAAGAAGACUCGAAGAUGAGCCGCUUGAUGUCCUGUCGUAUUAUUCGGGCUCUACUAGAGGCCUGUGAACACCAUUUAAAUCCAGACCAACUGAACAAGAUCUACCUCGAGGUAUUAAAACGACUUGAUGAUGCUUCAGAUGAAGUCCGAAUCACAGCUGCCAAAACAUUUAGUGUGUGGUUUAAAUGUAUUGAUGACCGGUAUGACAGGACCACCUAUAAGGCUCACCUGGAAUUCUUAUAUCGAGGUCUCCUUGUGCACCUUGAUGACCCUGAUUCAAACCUGCAGACGACAGUACUAGAUGUCCUAAAAGAGGCCAGUAUUGUGUAUCCCUCAUUAUUAGUGCAAGAAAUUGAAGCUGUAAAGCAUAAACACAGGACUCCUGAAUAUUGUGAUCAGUUGCUUCAGCACAUUCGGUUGAACAAAGAAAGUGGUCAAACGGAAACCAUGCUGCCGCUAUCGCUUGAUUCGCAGUAG